CCUUCCGGGUCGGCGGGGCGGAGCGGCCGCACGUGGCCGCGGCAGAAUGAUAAUAAAGAAAAAGAAAAAAGAAAUUCAUGAGGAAACUGCACAGAAAAAGAAAAAGGUGAAAAGUAUUGGCAGCCAGACUAUCGUUAAAAUUGAGGGAGAUGAUCAAAGUGUCAUUAAAACUAAGGAUGAUGACUGGUCUGAGACAAAGGCAAAAACAAAAGGAAAGAAAAAGAAAAAUUUAAAAGAGGAUGAAUGUUUAGACCAAUUAACAUCAAAGAAGAAGAAAACCAAAAAAAAGAAAGUUUGCACUGAAUUACAGGAAGAAGCAUAUUCCAAAAGCUUAGUGAAUGUAGAAAGCCAUCUGGAUUUAGAAACACAAGAAGAACCAGGGGAACAAAUUAAAACCACCAAAAAGAAGAAAAAAAGGGACCAACAUCAUUCCUUCUUAUCGUUGGAGAAUAAUCAGAGUUGUGAUGUAGGCUUUUCAAAUCAUCAUUCAGAUGGUACUCAAGAAACUGAAUUUGCUUUCAAGAAAAGCAGAAAGAACAUUGCUUUGGAUUUGGAAUGGGAUGGUGAGGUAACUAACAAAAAAAGGAAGAAAGGCAUUUUUUCUUUAGCAUUAGAGGACUACCAGGACUGUGAACAAAAACAAUCAAAAAAAGAUCUUAAAAAAAAACACAAAGACAUGUCACAAGAAGAUGUUAGUGGCAAAAAACAUGGAACAGAUACUGUCCAGAAUGAUGGGGAGAGUUAUGUGAGGAAAAAGAAGAAGAAAAAGAAUAAAAAAGAUAAGCCUGCCUCCUUUUUACCACUGACAUGUAAUCAGGACAAUAUCCAUGGAGUUCACGAUAGUCACAUUGCAAUAAAUGACUUCAGAAAAGAAAGGAAUUCCCAGGAAUUUACAUUCAUGAGUAAAGAGGAAGAGGAUAACAUUGAGAACUCUGAGAGUUUUAGAGAAACAAUGAAGAAAAAGAAAAAGAAGAGAAGCAAAGAUGUUUCCUCUUCAAUUUGUGAAGAUAAUCAGGACUACUGUCAUAGAGUUCCUGAUGAGUGUGUUCCUACACAACAAGAAGCUGAGUCUGAAGAGGAGGAGCUUUCUGGAAAAAAACGCAGGAAGAAUAUCAAGGACAAUAAUGAUGUAACCAAGAAGAAAAAGAAAAAGAAGAUUCAAAAAGAAGAGGAAAAAACAUCUGAUUCAAUAUUUGCUAUGAGCGAUGACAGCACAUCUAAAAGCAAAAAAAUAAUGCUACCAGAAAACAAUGAAAAGAAUGAGGAAAGUGGAACCAAGCUAGCUGAAUGUGUCACAGGGGAUGUUGUAGAAAGGGUGUUAUCUAAUUAUAGCCAUCUAUUCUCUGACAAAAAAACUAAAAAAAGAAAAAAAUUACAACAGGAUUCUGCUGAAGAACCAGGCUCACAAGCAAAUAUAAAAAAGAAAAAGAUCAAAAGAGAAAACAUGGAAAAUGAGGUAUUGGAACAUGUGGAUGAUGUAACUAUUGUACAGGAAAAAAAAGGAAACUGUGAUGAAAUUAAUAUAGACAAGGUGAGACGGCAAGCUCUGCAAGAAGAAAUCGAUAGAGAAUCUGGCAAAACUAAGGUUUUCAGCACCAAAGUGGAACCGGAUGCAAAGUUCGGCCAGUGGAGUACAGCUGCUUUUCAAAGUCCUGACCAAGGAAUGAAGUUUCUCAGACUAAUGGGAGGUUUUAAAAAGGGCUCAGUGUCUAUCCAAGAUCUCUCAGCGACUACAAACAAACCGAACAUGGCUCUGAACAGGGAAGGGGAGGAAAAGUUACAGCAGGCCCUGAAAAUGGAAUUUGAUAAAGCAAUGGACUUGAAGCAACACAGAAGAAUUGGUCUUGGAUUCCAACCUGCUGCCAACAAAAAAGUGUACAUAGACAAAUACACAUCUAGAUCUAUAAAAUUUGAAGAUUAAACUCUUAAGUAAUAAAAAGAAUUAAAAUUCAUCAAGAAAAAUA
Messenger RNA from Rhea pennata, 1964 nucleotides. It is a transcript of the gene KNOP1, whose product is annotated as lysine rich nucleolar protein 1. The transcript has 5 exons. Lineage: Eukaryota; Metazoa; Chordata; Aves; Rheiformes; Rheidae. The coding region runs from base 47 to 1921 and encodes 624 amino acids. The record is from RefSeq and is a predicted model, not a curated record.